This is a messenger RNA of Didymodactylos carnosus, 1950 nucleotides long. Lineage: Eukaryota; Metazoa; Rotifera; Eurotatoria; Philodinida; Philodinidae. The record is from the annotation of a GenBank genome assembly.
AUGACCUCACUGUUAUCUGACAUUAUAAUGAUGUCAAAAAUUGCGAAUACUUUCAAUGAUUAUUGUACAAACUAUUCUGAAAAUCAAGUUGUUAGAAGAAAAAAACAAAAACAAUGUAAUCAUCAAACGUCAAGUAAGAAGAAAAAAACUUUCCACUAUGAAGUUAGUGUAUUGGAACAAUUACCAUGUGAAUUAUUUUUAAUCAUCUCCGAAUAUUUAUCACCACAAGAUUUAAUUUCAGCAUUUUAUGAUCUUAAUCAUCGUCUCAAUUCAUUUGUUCAUCUUUCACCGUUACAUCUUGAUUUCUCAAAAAUUUCUAAAUCAAAAUUUGAUUAUCUAUGUAAAGCGAUAUCACCAAAAGCAUUGAGAUCAUUAACAUUGUCAAAUGAACGCCAAACUUGUGGACAAAUUUCACGAUUUUUACACAUGUUUGAUGUUCAAAAAUAUUUAACUAAUCUUCGAUCAUUAACAAUUCUAGAACCAAAAUUGAAUCAACUAAUGCAAAUACUCAAUAGUUUUACGAUAAUGGAUAAUGUAUUAUAUUCUCAUUCUAGUCCUCUACAUUCAUUGAUAACGUUAAAGAUAACAGCAUCAACAAUUGAUUAUGAAGUAUCGGGAAAUAUCUGUAGAUUGAUUUUAUGUGAUUUAUCAUCAUUAGAAAAGUGUACACUACUGUUUAAUGACCGACUUGAUAUGCAGGAUUUGAAUCAAACUAUAGAUAAUAUAACACAUUUAACAUGCAAAAAAAUUAUAUUAGAAGACUUAAUGAAUAAAAUAAUUAAAUAUUUACCACAUAUUCAUUAUUUAGACGUUGAAUUAGUUUCAUCUGGAAUACCCGUCGUUUUAUCAACAUUAGAACAAGAUAUUUCAACACUUGUGUCAAAUUUAUCAUGUUUACAAUUGUUAAUUACUACAACAACAUAUCAAGAAGUAGAAUUUUUGUUGAAAGGUUUACCUCAAUUGAAACAACUGUCGUUCAAAAAGUGUCAUACUACUUUGAACGAUGACAUGAUAUUUGUCAAUGGUAGUUCUUGGGAAAAGUUAUUCUCAUCUCAUAUGCCUAUAUUAACUGAACUCCAGUUUGAUAUAAAAGUUUAUCAUGAUCAACAUAUGCAUUAUACUGCACUUAAUAACUUACUCUUACCGUUUGAAACUGAAUAUUUUCUUAAACAUGGCUGGACAUUUCAGUUAUACUACGAUUCUAAAAUAUUAGGUCUUUAUACUCAACCAUAUCCACAUUCAACCUGUUCAACAACACUAAAUCGUAUAGAAUCAACAAGAGGACCAGGACGGAGUGUACAAAAUAACAGAGUCACAUCUUUACACGUGUAUAAUACUGGACGAAAAAAUCUCUACUAUCCAAAUGUUGAGUCAUUAUACGUUGAAAAUUCAUCAGAUAAUUACAGAUUUUUUUUAUUAGUAAAACGAGCAAUUAAUUGUCGAAAAUUAAAGAUGUUGAAAUUACACGAGUCCAAUGAUGAUGUUCAAAUGAUGGAUUCGACAACACUCUCAAAACUUUUAUAUACAUCUUCUCAAUUACGAACACUAGAUUUAUCCAUUUGUGAAUUAAUCGAAUUAACUCAACACUUCAAACAUGUUACACUUUGCAAACGUCUAUCUCGACGAAUACAACAUUUAAUUCUUAGUGAUUAUUAUUGUAAACCGAAUGACGUUAGUCUAUUCAUUGAUACAUUCUCAACAAAUUUAGAAUCACUUGAUAUUAGUGUAAAUACGUUGAAUGAAUGCUGUGAAAUUUUGGAAUCUAUUUUAGAAUCAAUGAGAAAGUUGAAAAAUUUGUAUGUAAUAUUUGGUCAAUCGGAAAAAAUAAUUAGAUUUGAUUUUGAUACAUGGUUGAUAAAUAAUACAUCAGUGACAAAUUUUAUCUGUGAUGUUAAUGAUGGAUGUUUAAAUUUAUGGUUAGGUGAUAGAGAAGACGUAUUUAUUGAGUAA